AGUCGGUAAACGGGGUGUUGCGUGCGUUAACGCUACUGAUAUAAAGCUUUUUCCAAUGGUAACUUUUUACUGUUUCGUACUUAAGUAGCUAGCGGAAGAGCAAUACAGAAACGCAUUAUUAGCGCUGCGUUUUUCACACAAUUUCUAGAAUGUAUUCACGCAUGCAAUGAUGAUCGCGAUCUAGCGGAAAAUCAACUAAUUUCCUGUGAGGUAGAGGGACGAGAUAUAUCGCCAUUAAAUACUCGUACUGAUAACCGAAUAUCAAAGUCGAUUUCCCCAUAAAAUGACCUCUCUCCGAUCUAAGACUAAAUACAGUUUUUCACGUGUGGAAGCAGAUUUAACGGGCGAAUGACAACCUAACAAUAUCUCAAAAGUAUCUUAUUUUGUCACAAGAACAGAAAUCUAUAUCAUUACCAACAUUCUUCUACAUCUGGCAAGUAUUUCCCUUUUGGGGAAAAAAACAGCACGUUCGACCUAAUUUCUUUUUUUUUUUUAUUUUUACUAUUUUCAAAGUAGUAGAUGUAUUUCUUAUCGGCUCUCGCACCAGUCCUUUCCACCAGCUUUUUAAAUCGGCGCGGGAAAAAUGAUAAUUCUCUCUGUUAGAGUCACAACCGUUACAAUGGUUGUUUGCGAUCUGGUUUCGUUGUAAUAAACGAACGAUAACGAAAAAACGGCCAAGUUCUCCCACAACUGAACCACUGAGAUCAUAUGGGAAUUACAACACUUUCCAACCGAACUGUGAAACACAACAAAAGUGAUAAAGAAGACAGCAAAGGGCCAAAGACAGGUUCAGCAGUAAAAGAAACCACCACCACUACUACCACCACAACCACAACAACAACUACCACUGCAGCCACUACUACACCUACUGUCAAGCCACAAAAAAGUAUGACUCCAGUGCCUCAGGAAGCAACUUUUGAAGGAAUACCAUGGUGGGCAGUAUUUGCAGCUGGUGGGUUAGUGCUCAUUAUAGCUGGCAUUUGCUGUUACUGUGUCUGCUAUCGUCAAUGUUGCAAAAGGAAAAAGAAAGAUGAGAAAAAAGCUGUGAAGGAGAAGGUUGACUUGAAAGCCGUACAGAUGCUGGCUGCCAGUUACCAAGAGAAAGUUCAGCCAUCUGUAGAUGAGUUAGAUUAUAACAGUGAUGAAUUCCAGUCUGAUGGCAGCUCAGGAGUAAAGAUAGGCCGCAUUCACUUCACCCUCGACUAUAGCUUCAAUGAUAACUAUCUCACAGUUGAGGUAAUAGAAGCUCAGGAUGUCCCAGCUAAAGAUUUCAGUGGAACGUCUGAUCCAUAUGCAAGAGUUAUGUUGUUACCAGACAGGAAAAAGAAAUUUGAUACUAAGGUUCACCGGAAGACUCUAAAUCCAGUUUUCAAGGAAACAUUUGUUUUCAAGAACAUUCCCUACAGUGACAUAACAAAUAGAACUCUUUGUAUAGAGUUGUAUGACUUUGAUCGGUUCUCUAGACAUGAUAUCAUUGGAGAAGCCAAGCUCCCUCUAAUUGAUGUAGAUUUAGCUACUAGCAUCGACGAGUGGCGAGCUCUAAUUCCACCAUCAUCUUCAAGAGGACUUACUGGGCCUCCCAAGUCUGAACUAGGCCAGCUUUGUUUCUCAUUGCGUUAUGUCCCCGCCACUGGUAAACUUCAAGUGGUAAUAUUAGAAGCUAAAGAUCUUAAAAGUAUGGAUGUGACAGGUUAUUCAGAUCCUUAUGUCAAAAUAGCCUUGAUUCAAGAUGGACGGAAACUCAAGAAGAAAAAGACAACUGUCAAGAAGAGGACUCUUAACCCUUACUUCAAUGAGAACUUUAGUUUUCAAGUUCCCUUUGAGAACAUAGAGCAAACUUCUUUGAUAAUCUCUGUGUUGGACUACGAUCGAGUUGGUCGCAGUGAAGUGAUUGGAAAAUGUGUUGUAGGUGAAUUGUCAACAGGUCCGGAUCGGCAGCACUGGACAGACAUGCUAGCAUCGCCACGGAGAGCAAUUGCACAGUGGCACACUUUACAUAACUAGGACUAGCAGUUUUUUCACAAAAUAUAACUCAACCACAAUUUUUUUUUUCAGAAGAGUAUAAAGAGGUUAAAGCUGUACAUAACACUGUAAAAUGAAUAGAAUAUAAAUCUGAAGCCUCUUACUGUAAUGUUUGAAUCAGUGGUAACAUGGUGGGUUGAGUAUACUCAUUUUCCAAAAAAAAAAAAUUUAGUUAUUGUAAUAGCAGUAUGAUUUGAUAAAUAUGACAUGCACUCAUUUUUUUUUUUUAAUUAAAUGUGGUGUAGUGAACUUUCUGAGAGAAUACUUCCAAUAAUUGUAAGAGUCUUAAGAUUACAUCCCUCUGAGAGCUGUGGUAAUUUUAUAGAGUUAAAAAUAUUAGUGACAAGAAACUAUGUCAUGAUUCAUAGAGGGCUAGUAAAUUCUUAAAAGGGAAAAGACUGUACACUAAUUUAUGCUGUUUAACUUGGUUCUUUGGUUUAAGAAAUAUUAAUUGUAAAAGUGGGUCUAUUCACAAGUGGAAUUUAGAUUUUGAGUGUUCAUUUAAGUGAGAUUAUGUUCAACUCAGUCUUUUCCACAGUUGGAAUCAUUUUCAGCAAGCUGUUUUAAUAAAAAAUUAAAUAUGUAUGCAAUUGCUUGAAGAGCUAUAACACUACUGUUAACCUUUUGAA
Stylophora pistillata is the source of this 2651-nucleotide messenger RNA. RefSeq names its product synaptotagmin-1. Gene Ontology annotation, molecular function: calcium ion binding; phosphatidylserine binding; calcium-dependent phospholipid binding. The record is from RefSeq and is a predicted model, not a curated record. Gene Ontology annotation, cellular component: exocytic vesicle; plasma membrane. NCBI's taxonomy places the organism in Eukaryota, Metazoa, Cnidaria, Anthozoa, Scleractinia, Pocilloporidae. Gene Ontology annotation, biological process: synaptic vesicle endocytosis; calcium ion-regulated exocytosis of neurotransmitter.